AUGGGUGUUGACUAUUACAAGCUUCUUCAGGUUGAUAGGAACGCUAAAGAGGAUGAUUUGAAGAAAGCUUACAGAAAACUCGCUAUGAAGUGGCACCCUGACAAAAACCCUAACAACAAAAAAGAAGCGGAAGCCAAAUUUAAGCAAAUUUCUGAAGCUUAUGAUGUUCUGAGUGAUUCUCAGAAGAGGGCUAUCUAUGAUCAAUAUGGGGAAGAUGGUUUGAAGGGUCAAAUGCCACCACCAUCGGAAGCUUUUAGUGGUGGUGGACAUAGUUAUUAUUCCCCUGGAGAUAUACCGUCUUCGUUUCGGUUCAAUCAGCGGAAUGCUGAUGAUAUAUUUGCUGAGUUUUUCGGGGUUUCAAGUCCCUUUGGGGGGAUGGGAGGGAUAGGAAGAGGGGCGGGUGGUUCGGGUGGCAUGGGAGUAAGGCUUCCGAAUGGCGUCUUUGUUGAGAAUGUGUUUGGAUCCUUUGGGGAUGGAGGAGGAAGUGGAGCUCAUGCGCAUCAUCAAAGUGCUCCUCGUAAGGCACCGUCUAUUGAGAACAAAUUGCCGUGUGCUCUUGAGGAUAUAUAUAAAGGGACCACAAGGAAGAUGAAGAUCACCAGAGAAGUUAUUGAUGUUCAUGGCAAACUCAUGCAGUUGGACGAGAUCUUGACGAUCAACAUCAAACCUGGUUGGAAGAAGGGCACAAAGAUCACCUUCCCGGAGAAGGGAAACGAGCAUCCAAAUUCAAUACCAGCUGAUAUCGUGUUCGUGAUUGAUGAAAAACCACACAGCGUCUUCACCCGGGAAGGAAAUGAUCUGAUUGCCACUCAGAAGAUCUCUCUUGCAGAAGCAUUAUCCGGUUGUACAGUGAAUCUCACCACACUCGAUGGUAGAAACUUGACUAUAGUUGUCAACAAUGUCGUUCAUCCGGAGUACGAGGAAGUUGUUCCAAGAGAAGGAAUGCCACUGCCAAAGGAUCCAACAAAGAAGGGAAACUUGAGGAUAAAGUUCAACAUCAAAUUCCCAUCUCGGCUCAAUGCGGAUCAGAAGUCGGGAUUGAAGAAAUUCUUGGCUACAUAA
Lathyrus sativus (Indian pea) is the source of this 1062-nucleotide messenger RNA. The record is from the annotation of a GenBank genome assembly. Lineage: Eukaryota; Viridiplantae; Streptophyta; Magnoliopsida; Fabales; Fabaceae.